Molecule: messenger RNA, 948 nt
Organism: Myripristis murdjan (pinecone soldierfish)
Lineage: Eukaryota; Metazoa; Chordata; Actinopteri; Holocentriformes; Holocentridae
Product: group 3 secretory phospholipase A2-like
Exons: 7
Coding region: 1-948 (315 amino acids)
Biological process (GO): phospholipid metabolic process; arachidonate secretion
Molecular function (GO): A2-type glycerophospholipase activity
Source: RefSeq, a predicted model, not a curated record
AUGGGAUAUGAAGAGUUAGGGAUGUUUGAGAGUGCAGAUCGAUGCUGCCGCGAGCAUGACCAGUGUAUGCAUGUCAUCCCAGCCUUUACGGUGAAUUAUGGGGUCUUCAACUCCAACUUCUUCACCGUGUCACACUGUGACUGUGACCGAAGGUUUCGAGAGUGCCUCUUUGGUGUGAACGAUACCAUCUCCAGCAUGGUGGGCUACAGCUUCUUUAACAUCCUAAGGAUCCCCUGUUUUGAGCUCAUACGACAGAGGCGCUGUGUCAAGAUGUACUGGUGGGGAAUGUGCAAAGUAGCCAAAAAGGCCCCAUACGCUGUUUUCAAAAACCCCUUCUCAUACAACACCACCCGCACAACAAGCAAAUAUCGUGAAAAACCAUAUGGCAAUGAGUCGUCAAAUAUUAAGGAACACCAUGUAAAGGAAAGACCUCCGACCGUUUCAGUCACAAAGUCGCCCAAAAGUGAACGCAGAUUGACAAUGGCGCAGAGGCCCAGUAAGACAUCACUGAAAUCAGAGACUACAGCAAAACUCUGGAGUACAGCUACUACUGCAUUUCCCAUCCAAGGAGAACUAAAGCCAGGUCUUCUAACACAAACAGCAGCCAACCAUCAUCAGAAUGGCAAGUCUCCAAGGCAAAGAAAUACCAAUGCACUACGGGACAAGAUGAAACAGAAGCCCAUAAUAACAGACAACCGGCUCGUCUGUGGAAUCCUCAAACACUUGGAUCGAUGUCAGCACAAAAUCCUUCCUCUGGAGAAGAAGUAUGGUCUGCAAAACAUGGAGUCAAAGACCGUCUAUCACUGUGAUUGCACCAGUCGGUUGGCGGGUCAGAUUGAACAUUUCAAGGCGCCCAGCAUCCUCCCGUCUCUCCUGAUGGAUUUUGUCUCCAGAUACUGCUUCAAACUACCAACAGAGACAAAAUGCCACAACAGAAAAAGGUUUUAA